AAGUCUCGGCACCCGAUUAUGAGUAAGAAUUUGGUUGACGUUACCGGAGAUGACUGGAAGAGAAUCAGAUCGAUAGCCAGUCCGACAUUCACUUCCGGAAAGAUGAAGAAAAUGUAUCCAAGAAUUAGAGAGUGUUUGACAGACUUUAUGAGCCAUUUGGAGGGCUUUGCAGUAAAUAAGAAAGAAAUUAAUAUAAAGGAUAUGUACGGGAACUACACUAUGGAUGUGAUCGCCACGUGUGCCUUUGCCACGAAGACCAAUGCUCACAACGAUUUGGACAGUCCUUUCGUAUUAAACGCUAGAAAAGUGUUUAAUUUUAAUAUCAUAAAAAUACUGUCACUCAUAGUUUUGCCCACAUUUUUGGUGAAAAGAAUUUUCGGCGGAAAUAAGGAUAAAACUGGAGUCGAGUUCUUCUUAGAGACCACCCGUCAGAUCAUUUCUACCAGACGUCAGAGUAAACAAAAGUAUAAUGAUUUCAUUCAACUGCUUAUGGAUGUCGAGAAGGACGGAGACAUCACUAGAGAUGAGGCAGAUAUACAUGAAUCACAUCAUGUAAACGAAGGAGAGGAAGAGUUGGAAAGUGAGAAGAAGGCUUUGAAUGUGAAUUUGGUUAACAAACAGUUGACUGAAUAUGAAAUCCUGGCGCAGGCUAUCGUCUUCUUUUUAGCCGGGUAUGAGACGACGGCCACUACUCUGACGUUCUGUACGUAUGAGUUGGCUCUCAAUCAAGAUAUUCAGGACAAACUGUACGAAGAAAUCAAUUCUGCCGUCGAUUCCAACGGAGAGAUCAGUUACGAAGAGUUGGCUCGACUGCCAUAUUUAGAUGCCGUCCUCUCAGAAACACUACGUCUUCAUCCGCCGGCCCAACGAUUGGCACGACUCGCCUCUACUGACUAUAAAUUGGGUGAAACUGGUAUUACAUUACUUAAAGGCCAACAAAUUGAAUUUCCAAUCCAUGGUAUUCACCACUUGGAGGAAUAUUACCCGAACCCAUUCCAGUUUAACCCUGAUAGGUUUUUGCCUGAGAAUAGACAUAACAUAAUUCCCUACACAUACCUGCCCUUUGGUGCCGGCCCUCGCAAUUGCAUUGGUAUGAGGUUUGCAUUACUCGAAGCAAAGUUAGGUUUGGCUCAUAUUAUCAGGAAAUACAGAUUCUUCAGAACUCCUAAUACAGACGUCCCUCUCAUAUACAAGCGAUCAUUCCGUUUGGCGUCUCCUAAAAGACUUUUAGUGGGAAUUGAGAAAAGGGACCAAUAGUUUGCCACUAAUGUACAGUACUAUUUGUAAACUUAUAAAUUAUAAGUUAUAAUAAGUAUACACAACGUUAAUACAUUACAUUAAAUAUUCAUAUGAUUCUAAGACACUUAUUAAAAUAAUAAAAUUUGCCAAACAUUAACAAACAUUUAAUGGUAACACAUCCAUAUAAUAAUAAUAAUGUAAAAAUUCUUUAUAACUAAAUAAUUCUUUGAGAAAAAUUAUUCACUAC
Molecule: messenger RNA, 1486 nt
Organism: Oppiella nova
Lineage: Eukaryota; Metazoa; Arthropoda; Arachnida; Sarcoptiformes; Oppiidae
Source: the annotation of a GenBank genome assembly